Molecule: messenger RNA, 6791 nt
Organism: Prinia subflava (tawny-flanked prinia)
Lineage: Eukaryota; Metazoa; Chordata; Aves; Passeriformes; Cisticolidae
Gene: PPEF1
Product: protein phosphatase with EF-hand domain 1
Exons: 16
Coding region: 123-2135 (670 amino acids)
Biological process (GO): detection of stimulus involved in sensory perception
Molecular function (GO): calcium ion binding; manganese ion binding; iron ion binding
Source: RefSeq, a predicted model, not a curated record
ACUAGGAAGAGCCCAGGAGCCCAAAGAAGUGCGGCCCUCAUCCCUGGAGGAACAACACAGGAAAUGUGUGUAAUGCUAACAGCGGAGAGAAACAUGCUUCGCAUCAGCAGCAAUUAAAACGGAUGGGCAGCAUCGUUGGAACCAUGGGGUGCAGCAGUUCUGUAGCUGACAGGAAGUCAGAGAAUGUCAUUAGAGCUGCAAUCCUCAUCCAGAAGUGGUACCGCUUUACCAUGGCCCGGCUGGAGAUGAGGCGCCGCUAUUCGCUCAGUAUCUUUCAGUCCAUUGAAUAUGCUGAUGAGCAGGAUCAACUACAGCUAUCCAACUUUUUUACAUUCAUGCUGGAUCAUUGUAAUCAUCCCGAUUCAGUUUCUCAAAUUUUGACCAGCCCUAGUGCUCCUCAGGUGGUGGAUGAAGACUUAUGUUUAAAAGAAUUUGAAAAGAAGAUUGAUGUUCCAGACUCCUAUUAUGGACCACGACUCUCAUUCCCCCUUACUGUUGAAGAUGCCAAUGCUCUCCUUCAUGCUUUCAGGAAUGAACAGCUGCUUCACGCCCGCUAUGUACUGCAGCUGCUAAGUGAAACUAGGAGGGUUCUCAAGGAGAUGCCAAAUAUCACCCAUCUUUCAACUUCCUACUCCAAGGACAUAACUGUCUGUGGAGAUUUGCAUGGAAACCUGGAUGAUCUUUUGCUGAUAUUCUAUAAGAAUGGUCUGCCUUCAGAACAAAACCGCUAUGUCUUUAAUGGUGAUUUUGUCGACAGAGGGAAAAAUUCUAUGGAAAUACUUAUAAUCCUAUUUGCAUUUCUUCUUAUCUAUCCCAAUGAUUUACACUUGAAUAGAGGAAACCAUGAAGACUACAUCAUGAACCUGAGAUACGGCUUCACAAAAGAAGUUUCAAAGAAGUACAAGGACCAUUGGAAACAGAUUUUGUGUCUUCUGCGAGAUGUUUUUAGCUGGCUUCCCCUUGCCACUAUAAUUGAUAGCAAAGUUCUUAUCCUACAUGGGGGAAUUUCAGACACCACAGAUUUGGAUUUCCUGAAUGCACUUGAGAGAAAUAAGUUGAAAUCUUUGAUGCGGCCACCAAAGUCAGUGAGAGACAGACAGGACCAAGUGAAGAAGAGAAUCCCCACACCCAAACCCACUAAACACAUUGCCAACCAGCACGUUGCAGGGAAGACACAACACGUCUCUUCAUCGGGCCUCACUGAGCCUUCAGGCUCGAAUUUGCCUCCAGACCCCGCCCUGAAGGAAUGGAAACAAAUCCUUGACAUUCUGUGGAGUGAUCCAAGAAGCCAAAAUGGCUGUACACCAAACAAGUGUCGAGGGGGAGGCUGUUACUUUGGUCCUGAUGUCACUGCCAAGCUGUUUGAGAGGUAUAAUCUGAAGAUGCUCAUCAGGUCUCAUGAAUUUAAGCCAGAAGGUUAUGAGAUCAGUCAUGAUGGGAAGGUGAUCACCAUAUUCUCUGCCUCUAACUAUUACGAAGAGGGCAGUAACCGGGGCGCUUACAUCAAGCUGAACCCCGAGCUGACCCCUCGGUUUGUGCAGUACCAGGUCAGCAAGCUCACGCGCAGGCAGAAUCUCCGGGAGAGGGUAGGUACAAUUGAAUCAUCUGCCUUAAGGUCCUUACGGGAGAAGAUUUAUGCUCACAGGUCUGAGCUCACCAGUGCUUUUGCACAAUACGAUGUAAAUGGAACAGGCAGGAUUUCUGUCAAUGACUGGGCUGCAGCGAUGGAGUCUGUCCUACAGCUGGAGCUGCCCUGGAGGAUGCUGCGGUCCCAGUUAGCACAGAUGAACCCAGAUGGAGAAGUUGACUUCAUGUCAUGUUUUUAUGAUUUGAAAAUGGGUCAACCUAUAAAAGAGGCUCAGCCAGCUUUGGCGGAAACACUGUGCAGAUACAGAAAGGAUCUGGAGAUCAUCUUUAACAUCAUUGACAAAGAUCACUCAGGUUUGAUUUCUCUUGAGGAAUUCAGCCAGACAUGGAGACUCUUUACUUCUCACCUGGGCAUUGAUGUACAGGAUGACUCCAUUGACAAGUUAGUCCUCAGCAUAGACUACAACAAAGAUGGCCACAUUGACUUCAAUGAAUUUUUAGAGGCCUUUCACGUUGUUCACAGACUCGAGAAAAAGGCAACCUCAUGAAAAGGCAGAACUUCUUGUGGGUUGCCUUGGAAGCUCAGCUUGCUGUCAUUACUCAUAAAAGGGCUGCUCGAUAGGGUCACUGUGCAAGCCUUUAUUUAGCCCUUCCUGGAUGAUCUGUACCUGCUAAAAAUGGGACAGAGGAGAUGAAAACCCACACUUACAGUAUUACUGUGUCACUGCCACACACUGCCCCUCCUCUUGGUGGCAUCUCCCCCAUCAGUCUGAUCCCUGGGCAUGGCCAACGUCAUGCCUACAGUGUAGGAAGAGCCUUUGGGAGGUGUCUCUCGCAGUCCUUGGUGACAGCUGAGAUAACCACAAGGAACGCACCAGACCCACCCUGAUGGAACAGGCACAGGAGAGGCUGGCUGAGGGGUGUCCCUUGCAGGAGAGGAAAACAGGGACAAAGCAUCUGGUUAAAAUGGGUAGUCCUGCAUUUAAUCUUGCUCUUUGCAUGGUGCAGAGGAAUUAAAUCACUCCAGGUCAAUCUCUUAUCCUUCCAAAUGUUUACAGGCACAGCUUAGAGGAUCUUGGUUGAAAGGUUUACACUUGCACUAGAUUGCCUCUUACCUCUGGUUACUUUUCCCCACAUUUGUUGGGAUUUGGAGCUAUGAAACAGUCAUAACUAUUUUCAGAGGGAGCCAGGCUCUUCAGGGGUGCUGAGCAACAGGACCAGAGGCAAUGGGCAGAAACUGAUGCACAGGAAGUCCCACCUGAAAAUGAGGAAGAACUUUCCUGUGCAGUGACCCAGCACUGGAACAGAAGGCCCAGAGAGGGUGUGGAGUCCCCCUCACUGGAGAUACUCAAGAACCAUCUGGAUGUAGUUCUGUGCUAUGUGCUAUGGGAUGACCCUGUCUGAGCAGGGAGCUUGGACCAGAUGAUUCAUUGUGGUCUCUUCCAACAUGACUGUUCUGGGAUUCGGCGAUUCUGUGAUAACCUGUAUCCUUAACGAAGGCUAAAUCCACAGCAUGUUAAUGCCACACAUGACAGAUCACAGAAUAAAGCUUCAGCUUUCUCAGCAAUGCCUAGGUGGGCUCUUUGCCUGUGUUUUGGUACCCUGCCCCAAUCACCACAGAACACUCUUCCUGAAGAUGAAUUGGGUUUCUUAGAAACAGAGAUGAGUAAGAACACAAGAGUAAACAUAUUUUGAUACUAGUUAAAUCUAAAUGUUCUUGCAUAUAGUUAAACAUAAAUUCUUUACCAAGAAAAGGAAACUGUGAAAUUCUGAAACUGAGUUGUUAGAAGGCAGCAAGAUGGAAGAUUCUUGUACUGACAUUCCUGUCUCCUUUCCCUGACUGCAAGUCAAUAUUCCCAUUCCUGCCAGUACCACCCUGUCAGUUCCCAAGGGGGAGAAGUCAGGAGAUCUGGACCUAAUUCUCUUGCAUCUUACACUCAGAAAGCAACAUCAGGUCAGGAGCUUUUUGGUAACUGUAUUACCUCAUUCAGCCUCAGUAAAUCCAAUGCACAUGAAGUGCUUUUUGAGUAAGAAAAAGUUCCAACCUAGUCCCUCUUUAAAUUUUAAUAGCUAAAGAUGAGCUAAGCAAAGUAGCUCGGUUUCAGUUAAUAGAAGUGUUGAAAGCACCAAAAAAGCAUCCUUCCAAGCUUAUCAUCCAAGAAUGUAACAGCAGCCCAAGCUAAAGGCACUGUUUGUCUCUCUUAAAUCUUAUUUUCUACUAUUAAAUACAGAACACUUUUCUAGAAGUAUUUUGUAACUUAGAUGAAUGAACAAACAUGCACACGCUUACUUCUACUGCCUUGGGGGAGGGAAAAGAAAAAUCUUUAAUAGUACAAAAUUUACAGUAAAACUUUAUUGGCAUUGGUAAUAUAUAAUGUAUAUUUUUAGCAUGCAGUUAUUCUGAUCUAUGCACUGUGAUGAUCAGUCCCACCUUAUUCCAGUGGAGUGACUCCACUUCUUCAAAUGGAAAAGGCUCCACUUAAAAUGGCCAAACACCACUGUGUGGUGGGAUCUUGCUUCCCACUGUUGGCUUCCAUGUGGUGGGUGUGAAGUGACAAGGUGGAACUGACACUGCAGCUCUGGAGUCCCCCUUGGCCACCUGCCCCAGUAGAGGACAAAGCUAGGCUGUACAGUGAGCUCUGAAGGAUGGCUGGCAGCCUGCAGUGUGGAUGUCCCCCAGUAAGGACACUGAACCUGGUGUGAAGGGGACUGGCCUCACAGGAUCACUUCCUGAGAGGGGAUGCCAAGGUACAGUCACAGCACAGCUUCACUUGGCAGGCAGUGAGAGCCCUUUGGGAUGCAGGACUGAGGCAUGAGAGGAGCUGAAUCAUUGAGCUGAAAAAGCAAGCACUGUCCUGUCAGCUGCUGGUGGCACACAGAGCCCCCUGACAGAAGGGGUAACUGUGAAACACCUAACGCUGGGAGUAAAUGCCCUUGAGACUGAAACUGGGAGUGGGAAAAAGCCCCGCUGCUUGUACUUAAAUACAAACUGUUUGAGCCAAAGCUCUUCUGUAACUGCCAUCCUCAAUCCCUUUUUUUCAGUCUUGAUUCCAUGCAGCAGCUACUUAAUACUCCAGAUGUGAGCAGUGCCUGAAUCAGCCUGCAGACGAGUGCCAAGCUCUCACCCUACAGCUACAGAUGCCACCACUGCUAGCAUCUCUCUCCUGCUUUCUGGGCAACUCUGCUCCUGCCUGCCAACCCUCCAAAAAGGGCCCAAGGUUGGACCUGGACUGACUCAAGGCCCUGGCUACUGCCAGAGGGGUGACACAUUCUGCAGAGUCCCAUGGCCCCAUGGGGCAGGGUCAGCUGUUUCACUACCCCACAGAAAGUGGCUGCCCCUUUGCAGGGCAGCUGAAGACUGGGUGGCUCAGCUGCACCUUCCAGGAACAGGCAGGACUCUUUCCCAAGAAAGGAGACUACAAUUAGCAGGAGAGAAGUCAGACAAACUUUGUACUCCACCCCUUGAGUUUUCAGAGUUACCCGUGGGACCAGCAGCUGAGGGAGAUCAGUGGUGCUUUUGAUGUGUUGAGUUUGACAAACCCUUGUCCCUGUCCCCAGCGUGAGCAGGGAGACGCUGGCCUGGGGAGCAGGGCUAGGGCCAGCCUCUGGUGUGAGCUCUGGGCUGGACACAGAUCUUAUUCUGCCAAUUCCUCCCCCAGCCCCUUACCUGUCCCCAGGCACACCCGGCUGUCCCCAGCUCUGCACAGGUGCUCCUGACCCCACAGCUGCAAAUGCUUGGGGCAGCAGGGCCCGUCAGGCUGGCAUGAGCAGCUCUCAGGUCAGUCUAUUUUAGUUCACUAAUGCCCUUGUUCCUGAGGUACAGCGUGGGUUUGUUCACCUUUGCCUUCUCUCCAUAAAUGAGUUUCCAGGGACUGGGAGCUGGCAGUGUCAUCCUCUGCUGGCUCCCCAGGGAGGCUGCACAGCCAAGGAGAGCCUCUGCUAGUUAGCUCAGCCCUGCACAAACUGCAAAGUCAUCCUGCACUUGAGCUGGAGCACACCCUGGCCCCUGCCAGUGCCAGCUCUGCUCUGCAGCAGCCUCUCACACACAGGGGAUCCUCAGCAAGGCAGGGGUCUGUGUAAAACCUGAUUUACAUAAUUGGGUUUGCACUGCAGGCAGCUCUCCAGUUGCAAUGGUUCUUCACUCUGAGCAGUAACAGCAGCAAGGUGCAGCUGUGCCUGACCCUGCCAGUAACACAGCUCUGCCUUCCACUGGCCUUGUGUUCGAGCACCACCCUUCUCCACCAGGUACCUGAACUCUUCAAAUUACCACAAAAAUGCUUUCCAACCGCCUGCAUUCCACGUGGUAAUCCAUUGUGAUCAUCCUGAAUACACACCAUAACCUAGGUCAUACUGUGAAUUUGAUAUUAAAGACACCAGUGACACUCCCAUUCAAAAACAAAGAAGUGUUAAGGGGUGUCCAGGUACGUUAGGCCAUACAUUUCAUUCCUUUAGACUUCAGUGCAGCUGCAUGGAAAACCAACAUUAGCCUUCUUGUUUCUGAAAACAAAUUCACACAGUAGGUAAAAAACAACAAAAAAAUAGAAGUCUGAACAAAAAGUCAUGUUGCAUCUCUCUCAAUCUAGGAUUCCAGAAGAAAAGCAAAAAUUACUGUUACUACUUUUUGUGUGAUACUGGGUAGAAUAAAAAGUCAUCACCUUGCUCUUGUGAUUAUGCUCUGCACUGCCACAUCUGCUUAAACUAAACAAAGGAUUUUAAUUCCUUUUACUGGGAGACAAGCCAAGUGAGCUCUCACAAUACAUAUGAAAAGGUAAAAAACCCAAACCAAACAAUAACAAAGGCAAAGCCUUACAAAACAGGCACCAUGCCAAUAAAAUAACUUCCACACCCAAGUGCUAAUUGUACCUGAACUGUCACUUUAUACUGGCCCCUGCACAGGCCCACAGUUCCCAUGGUGGUUAACACAGAGCUCCUGGUCCUGUGGACUGCCAAACUCCUCUGGUCUCUGAAAAAACAUGAAAUCACCUCCCACUAAGGCCUCCCACACCCUCUUGAGCCAGUUUCCAGCUGCUGCUACUGCAGCAGUGACUGUGUGGAGGGACAGCAGGCAGGGCGUCACGGCCUUUGGAGCUCAGACCUCCCAGGCCCAUGAGGGCUGGCAAGUGAGACAGGACAUUUCUUCUACUGGAAAUGAAAACCUCACUCUCAAAACCACCACACACCAUUGUUACUAAAAAAAACCCAAA